Molecule: messenger RNA, 2493 nt
Organism: Bursaphelenchus xylophilus (pine wood nematode)
Lineage: Eukaryota; Metazoa; Nematoda; Chromadorea; Rhabditida; Aphelenchoididae
Source: the annotation of a GenBank genome assembly
AUGACGCUAUACAACCAAACACUUUAUCGACUUGACGAAAAUGUUUGGCAAUCCUCAGGAUUCAUCAACGCCCAAUACGCAGUUUUUGGAAGUCGUUGCCGCGAAAAACUUCAAUUUACGGUAACAAAAGGACUAAUACAUUCCAGAAACGGGAUAACUGUAUCAUCCGAAAUCGACAAUCUACAUAACUGCCACUACAAUGCUGCUCUCUGUGUUACGAACCAAGGUACAACAGUUUGGAAUGUGACGGACACAAAAGAUUUCUGCUCACAUACUUCAGCUGGACAUUUUCUGGCUUUAGCUUCCGACACUUAUGUGAUAAUCCAAAGACUUCAAGCUGCCUUCGUAUUCAACAAAACAGACCCAGACGUCCACGACUCGUUUUGCUACCCUAUUAACACCUAUCGAAUGGAAAAUGACGUAUUCAUCUCCUUUCACCCAGAAUACCCAACCGCUUCGAAGCCCAGAACAAAACGAUUCGAAUUCAAGGAACAACCUCGAAUCGGAGACACAAAACCAGCAUCAACCACUUCAAGGACUACCCAAGGAACUACCCCAACCUCACCCUCAUCAGCGAUCGAAACCCGAAUUCAGGAUCGAAAUCGUUACAUAAUUCCCCCAGUACAAAAAGCCCAGGGACCUUACUACCCCAUCAACGUCCAAACGCGAUCAUCAACAACUAAUACGUCAAAAACCACCAAAAAUCCGCAAAGAAGUGACGAAACCCCGAAAGUAGCUACCUCAUCCGUAACAACACCUAUUUCCAUCACGGGAAAAACUACAAUGGCACCAAUGACACCUACCUCCCUUCCGCAUACUACUCGGAGACAAAAUUCUCCGAUUGAAGCCCAAACCUUUCCCUCACCGGCACCUCCUUACGAAGCAAAUGACCCCACUAAUGUAAAACUGGAAUACCUCAGCCUCACGGUAACUAAACUUAUCCGCGACGAGUACGCAAACUUAUUUGCUCACAUCUGUUCCAUUCACAAUCAAAAUGUGGCCAUCAUCACAGCUUUGUCAAAACUUAACCCAACUUUAGCCGUCAGAUCUUGGCUUAACAGAGAUGACGUUAUCGCUUACCAUUCCGGCGAAGCAUUCGCUGUCUCUACUUGCGAACCAAUCAAACCCGACAUUGUUCAUUGGAAUCACAAAUACGGAGAUUCGUGCUGGACCGAUGUCCCAGUGGAAUAUAACAACAAAACAUAUUUCGCACCUCUCGGCACCUACGAAUUACAAUACAACUCUACAAAAAUACCCUGUGAUCAAAUUCCUGUCAAUGUGUACCGACAAGCCGAUGGCACCUGGACUUCUCCCAUCGGACACGCCAAUGUGAUGCAAAUCGACCGAGCGCUAACUCAACUAAACUUCGACACCUUACCUACCUUUUCAUCACCAUCAAUCUACCAACCACAAUGGACCAGAUUAGUCGUUUCUACCUCCAUUCUAAACUCCUAUGCACACAAAAUUAACCGACUGGAAACUACACUACAAGCUACUCAAGAAAGUGAUAUCCCAGAACUCAAACUUGUAUCCGACGGAAGUAGUGAAGGAGCAACUUCAUCUCUAUUAACCAUGGAAGUAGUAAAAGGAUGGAAAGACGCCGUGAUAGACUUUUUCUUCCCAAAUUUGGACACUUGGGAAGAAAUCACAGUCGCUGUUCUAUCAGUAUUGGCUCUCGGAGUAGCACUAUUCCUCUACGGUCCUUACAUCAACAGUUUUCUCAGACAUGUUAAACGACACCAAGAAUACAACCCAGUCAACGCUGUAGAAAUGCAAGAUGUAUCACCCUCAGCACCAUGCCUCGACCAUGUUUACGUACCUCCAGUCUACUCGAUCCAAACAGGAACUCAACCCAAGAUUAUCGUACACAUCAAAGGCAAACCUGUCGCCGCAUUAGUGGAUAGCGGCUCAGCCAUUACGUACUGCCGACAAUCGCUUGCCAGGAAGCUGCAACUUCCCAUAUCUCCCCUCCAAGCAAUGGCUACUGCACGUGCCGUGAAUGACACGACCUUCAAAUUUCUUGGUCAAGUACAAGCUGACGUUUCAUUCCGACAGCUAAAACUACAGAUACACAUGUUGGUAUCUGAAGACAACCACUGCCCGUCAGAAUUGUUGAUUGGCACAGAUACACUUCGGAAAGUUUGUGCCCAAGGACACUCCGUGAAUUUCGAUCUAAACCAAAACACCAUCAACAUCGGAGACGAAAUAUUUCCGUUCGUAUUCAACCCCGGAGACAAGACCUUGGCUAAAACCAUCCCCUUUCAACCAGCGUUAUUCCCCUUUCACCGCGUUCAUAUCGACAUCAAAGGACCACUUCCGCAAACUGAAAAUGGAAACCGUUACAUUUUGGUUUCUAUUGACGCGCACACCAAAUACGUCAUGGUCUCCCCGAUGCCAAACCAAGAAACUAAGACUGUCAUCAACGCAUUCAUGGAAAGCGUAAUCACAAAAUUCGGAAUUAUGGAGCUCUUAUAUUCCGAUAAUGGCAGCUAG